Messenger RNA from Erigeron canadensis, 1522 nucleotides. RefSeq names its product acetylglutamate kinase, chloroplastic-like. Gene Ontology annotation, biological process: L-arginine biosynthetic process. Gene Ontology annotation, cellular component: chloroplast thylakoid; cytoplasm. The coding region runs from base 264 to 1277 and encodes 337 amino acids. Gene Ontology annotation, molecular function: ATP binding; acetylglutamate kinase activity; arginine binding. The record is from RefSeq and is a predicted model, not a curated record. The transcript has a single exon. NCBI's taxonomy places the organism in Eukaryota, Viridiplantae, Streptophyta, Magnoliopsida, Asterales, Asteraceae.
UUCACUUAAUUGUUAAUUAUUAAGUGUCUGUUAACUUUUUGUGUGUGUGUGUGUAUGUAAUUUAUUGGUAUCAUUAUUUGAUUUGAAUAGAUACCCAGUAGUUAUUAAUAAUCAAAAGUUACUGCUGUAAUUUUGUUUGUAUUAAGACUCCCUUAAGCCAAGUUAAAGUUGAGCACAUUGCAUAAAUUAAUUUCUGCUAAAAACUGCAUUUCUUUAUAACUAUUAAAAUCCCUCAUUCUGCAACUUUACAAUAGAAUAGAAAUAUGUUAGCAGCAAAAGCCCUCUCUUCGGGUCCGUCGUCUAUCCCACAAAGCUCAAAACUUGUAAAAACUGGCAUCAAACCGUUACAAAACCCGUCAAGAUUUUCAUAUGUACGUGUCAAGUCAUCGUCUCAAUCUGUUUCGACGGAAACUUUAUCGGCAGCCCCUGCAAAAACCCGAGUCAAAAUCCUUUCUGAAGCCCUGCCAUUUAUCCAGAAGUUUCGGGGAAAGACUGUUGUGGUGAAAUAUGGCGGUGCAGCAAUGAAAUCUGAAGCGCUGCAGUCGUCUGUUAUUUCUGAUUUGGUGCUUCUUUCUUGCAUUGGUCUUAGAAUUGUGUUUGUUCAUGGGGGUGGGCCUGAAAUUAAUCAAUGGCUUAAUAGGUUAGGAAUUCAGCCUAAUUUUCUUAACGGGCUACGAGUAACGGACGCUUCGACUAUGGAGAUUGUGUCGAUGGUUUUGGUUGGGAAGGUUAAUAAACAGUUGGUUAGUUUGAUUAAUAAAGCUGGUGGGACUGCAGUAGGGUUAUGUGGAACUGAUGGAAGGAUAUUUACGCCUAUUCCUUGUGCGAAUGCUGCUCAGUUAGGGUUUGUUGGAGAAAUUUCAAGUGUGGACACGUCGGUGUUAAGGCCGUUGAUUAAUGACAAUCUGAUCCCAGUGAUUGCUUCAGUGGCUGCAGAUGGGACAGGGCAGUCGUAUAAUAUAAAUGCUGAUACGGCUGCAGGGGAGCUAGCUGCGGCUUUAGGGGCGGAGAAGUUGCUUUUGUUGACGGAUGUGGCUGGGAUUCUUGAGAAUAAAGAGGAUCCCGAUAGUUUAGUGAAGGAGAUUGAUGUGAAAGGUAUUAAGAAAAUGAUGGAGGAUGGGAAGAUUGCUGGUGGGAUGAUUCCGAAGGUGAAUUGUUGUGUGAAAUCAUUGGCUCAAGGGGUUAAGACUGCGAGUAUUAUUGAUGGACGAUUGGAACACUCUUUGCUUUUGGAAAUUCUUACAGAUGAAGGUGCUGGAACGAUGAUUACCGGGUAAGAUUUAGUUUUUUGGUUUGUUGAUGUUUACCGUAGCACUUUCUUGUUUGAAGUUUGAAGUUUUGGCUAGUUCAAGUUUUAGUUAGAUUUCUGUAGUGACAUGGCUGAAUCGUGUAAGCUGUUUGUUGUCCUGAAUAUUGGUUUCUUGGUAGACAGAUUGUAAUUUAUAGAAUUACCAUUGAUGUAGCAUUGACGUCUGUUGACAGUGGAUUUGUCAAAUCAAUAAAGUUUUAAUUUUGGCUAUUA